Molecule: messenger RNA, 1017 nt
Organism: Aphanomyces astaci
Lineage: Eukaryota; Oomycota; Saprolegniomycetes; Saprolegniales; Verrucalvaceae
Exons: 1
Coding region: 25-615 (196 amino acids)
Biological process (GO): regulation of cell shape; regulation of actin cytoskeleton organization; small GTPase-mediated signal transduction
Cellular component (GO): cell cortex; cytoskeleton; plasma membrane
Molecular function (GO): GTP binding; GTPase activity; protein kinase binding
Source: RefSeq, a predicted model, not a curated record
UCCAAACAACAAACCAAGAGCAACAUGCACAACAUGAAGUGCGUGGUGGUGGGGGACGGCGCCGUGGGCAAAACGUGCGUACUCAUCUCGUACACGACCAACGCGUUCCCGGGCGAGUACAUCCCGACCGUGUUUGACAACUACAGUGCCAACGUGAUGGUGGACACCAAGCCCAUCAACCUCGGGCUGUGGGACACGGCGGGCCAAGAAGACUACGACCGGCUGCGGCCGCUGAGCUACCCGCAGACGGACGUGUUUCUGAUCUGCUUUUCGGUCGUGAGUCCCGCGUCGUUUGAGAACGUCAAGGCCAAGUGGUUCCCCGAGAUCCAGCACCACGCGCCAGGCGUGCCGUUUAUCCUCGUGGGCACCAAGCUGGACCUGCGCGACGACGAAGAAACCAUCGACCGACUCAAAGAGAAGCGCGUGAAACCCAUCACGACCGAGCAGGGCGAGGCUCUCAAGAACGAGCUGGGCGCGUUCAAGUACUUGGAGUGCUCGGCGCUGACCCAAAAGGGGCUCAAGCAGGUGUUUGACGAAGGCAUCCGGUGCGUGCUGCAGCACCACAAGAACCCCAAGAAGACGGCGCGAAAGUUUGGCGGGUGCAGCAUCCUUUAACCGACUAUUUUAUCUAUUCCACGCCAGCACACUUGGCCGUGCCAACUGCGUUGUAGCUGUCGAAGCUUGGUCUAGGCGUGUUUGAUAUGGUCACUUGGUGAGUUGACCUACCAAGGAACCGAUCCUACUGGUUGUACACCAGUGAGAAGUGUGAUCUUUACGAUUGCAGCGUAUGAAAGGUACAUAGCAUGCAGUUUGCAUCUCGAAUUUAGAAACAUGUUAUACCGCAAUACAUACCCGAACAACCUCCUCAAGACCACCGACCUAAGAUGGGGCAACAAGUUCUGAAAGAGGAUAAAGGCGUUGCUUGAUAUGAAUGCAACAAUGGCCUGUGUGCGCUAACUGACAUGAAUAGUUACUAACUCCUAAAGGAGAUGGCCUUAGCCGUGUUGGCGGGUCUGC